Molecule: messenger RNA, 1336 nt
Organism: Aaosphaeria arxii CBS 175.79
Lineage: Eukaryota; Fungi; Ascomycota; Dothideomycetes; Pleosporales
Exons: 2
Coding region: 392-1162 (256 amino acids)
Source: RefSeq, a predicted model, not a curated record
CACUAUAUCCAACCAAUUACCGGCAACAGACGUCUAGAAUCUCCAGAUCAAUUCAAUCCAAUUCAGUUCAAUCCCGUGUCGCGUGUCUCGACCCUCCUCAUCAAAGUCCCUCAUCGUCCGUCCGUGCGACAUCUCCCGUUUCAGCUCACCACCAAAUGUGACCACACUACCGAAACUACCCCCCUCAGCUCCCCUUUCUCUUUACAAAAAGCCCGUGUGGGUUUUAUCUUUCGAUUUCGUGAAGUCUUCAGCUUGUGAUUUCCGCCCGUUCAACUCAAUUCACUUUCCUCCACUCAUCUGAACCUCGCGAGACCUCGCUGCGGUGCCCUGCGCAUCCCCCGCAUACCUUGACAUCAACAACACCAAAACUCAUUACAAAACAACCACCACCAUGUUCAGCAAACUCGGCACGAAAAUCGCCCUCCAGCGCGCCGGCCUGGGCAACGUCUCUCUCCCCUCCCUCCCCAAAUCCGAGUCGAACGGCGGCGGCGGCGGCGGCGACUCCACGGGCGCAGGCUUCCAGAACCCCUUCGCCAACGUGCAAUGGGGCGUGCCGAAGGCAUUCCAAUCGUGGCAGACGCCGCCGCCGCCCGCGAACGCCGUGCGUGAGCCUCCGGCCGUGGGGUCGCGCGCCCAGAGCAACGUGAAGCUGAAGUUCCCGGCCAUCGACGGCAGGCCGUGCAUUGUGUUCUUUCUGAGAUAUUGCGGGUGUCCUUUCAGCGAAAAGCUCUUCCUCGCCCUGCGCUCCCUCUCGAACCGCCACCCCGGAAUCCACUUCAUAGCGAUAUCGCACUGCACGCCCGCGGCGACGGACGCCUGGGUCAAGAAGCUGGGUGGAGCCUGGAACGUCGACGUCGUCGUCGACCAGACACGCGAGCUGUACGCGCUGUGGGGCCUCGGCAUCUCUAACUGGGGACACCUGCUGCACCCGCGCAACGGAUACAAUCAGGUGCUAUUGGGGAGGAAGGAGGGUGUCUGGGGGAGUCCCGUGGGUGACGGUGGGUGUAGGUGGCAGACGGGGGGCGUGUAUGCGGUGGAUGAGAAGGGGGUUGUGCAGUGGGGUGGGCCGAUGAAGAGUGUGGAUGAGUUGAUUGAGUUCGAGGAUGGGGUCAAGGCGUUAGGGUUUAGAGGGCCGAUGCAGAGUAGGACUGGAGUGUUUUAAGAAGGAGAAGGCAAGGAAUGUGCUGUUGAUUGAGUCAAAUCUUUUGUAUGCAUCUUUGGCGAGGCGUUCUGCUAAACAGCGGGGAAAUUCAAUCCAUCUUUUUUUUUUUACCAAAGGGUGCCUUUUCAGCAAAUUAAUCUCAAUUUUUGGGGGUAUAUGCUCUCUACAUUGGAU